Molecule: messenger RNA, 1077 nt
Organism: Emericellopsis cladophorae
Lineage: Eukaryota; Fungi; Ascomycota; Sordariomycetes; Hypocreales; Bionectriaceae
Product: Exostosin-like-like protein
Exons: 2
Coding region: 1-1077 (358 amino acids)
Cellular component (GO): membrane
Molecular function (GO): glycosyltransferase activity
Source: RefSeq, a predicted model, not a curated record
AUGGACACCCCCAAGUCACCCGAGGACGCCUGGUCAGAACUCCCCGUCUACGACGCCAGCAAGAGGAGCAUGGCCGCCAUUGUCGGCGGUCGCCUGCGGAGGAUCUCCCGGACAGGGCUCUACGUCGCGCUCGCCUCGGUGCUGUCCAUCGUCGCCGUCUACCUGCUCUCGCAGCUCGACUAUCAUGGCCCCCCGACGUUCGCCAGGCUCGACGACAAGGUGCAGUCGCACGAGACACCAGACUGCAGCCCGCGCUACAACAUUUCGUCCAUGGACAUCUGGAACAAGGCCGCCGUCCGGUACAACCACCUCAUGGACGACAAGUUCACCAUCGCCAUCCAGACGUACCGUCGCCCCGACCAGCUCAAGGCCACGCUGGACCUCCUGCUCGCCCCCGAAAUCCCCUCCCUGCACGAAAUCGUCAUCAUCUGGAACGACCUCGAGACGCCCACCCCGGCCGACUUCACCUCCGACCACAACGUCACCGUCCGCCACCGCAUGUCCACCGCCAACAGCCUCAACCAGAAGCUCCUCCCGGACGCCGGCUUCCAGACCCAGGCCGUCCUCCUCUCCGACGACGACGUCCACUACGACGCCGCCGACCUCGACUUUGUCUUCCAGCAGUGGCGCGCCCACGGCCGCAACCGCCUCACCGGCGCCUUUGCCCGCUGCGUCGACCAGAACGCGGACAGCGGCCAGUGGCAGUACGGCUGGUGCAAGGGCCAUGAAUCCUACUCCAUGGUCCUCACCGGCCUGUCCUUUGUCCACAUGGCCUUUCUCGACUACUACUCGAGCGAGGAUCCGCUCAUGACCCGCGUCCGCGCAUACGUCGACGAGCACUUCAACUGCGAGGACAUUGCCAUGAACUUUGUCACCAGCAUGCUCACCUGCGAGGGCCCGCUCCAGGUCACCGGCCUCCACAAGCCCACCAACGAGGCGCCCAAGGCCGGCAUCAGCACCAAGAAGGGGCACCUAGAGGCCAGGCAUGCGUGUAUCAAUAGCUAUGUCGACAUGUUUGGCCACAUGCCGCUUGUGGAGACGUCAGAGUACAUUUCCCGGGGCUAUGUGUCGGGGUGA